AGAACUCAUUUUUUUAACAAAGAAUCAGGGUCGGAGUAGUUUUUCAAAUAGGAAAAAAAAGUCAUCAGGCUUUCUUCUUUAAAUAGCUUGAUAAGAUAAAAACUAGGACUCGCUAUUUAAGAAUAGGUUCUUUUUCAGUAUCUUCUUUUUUGGUAUGCCGCUCCGCGAGCAAGAAGAAAGAAAACAAGUGGGCAGUGGUGAUGUCAGAAUUUUCACCUAUUUUUAUCUAUUUAGUGAUCAGUCCGCUAGUUUCUUUGAUCCCACUCGGUCUUCCUUUUUUAUUUGCUUCCAAUAGUUCGACCUAUCCAGAUAAAUUGUCGGCCUACGAAUGUGGUUUCGAUCCUUCCGGUGAUGCCAGAAGUCGUUUUGAUAUACGAUUUUAUCUUGUUUCUAUUUUAUUUAUUAUUCUUGAUCUGGAAGUUACCUUUUCCUUUCCUUGGGCAGUACCUCCCAACAAGAUUGAUCCGUUUGGAUUUUGGUCCAUGAUGGCCUUUUUAUUGAUUUUGACGAUUGGAUCUCUAUGAAUGGAAAAGGGGUGCUUCGGAUCGGGAAUAAACACUAGUGAUAGGGAAAAAGAGGGGGGAAGGACAAAGGAAAGCGCAAUGCCUACAUUCAAUCAAUUGAUUCGUCAUGGUAGAAAAGAAAAACGGCGCACGGACCGUACUCGAGCUUCGGAUCAAUGUCCCCAGAAACAAGGAGUACGCCCACGUCUUUCAACGAGAACACCGAAAAAACCUAAUUCAGCUCUAC
Messenger RNA from Impatiens glandulifera, 750 nucleotides. RefSeq names its product NADH-ubiquinone oxidoreductase chain 3. Lineage: Eukaryota; Viridiplantae; Streptophyta; Magnoliopsida; Ericales; Balsaminaceae. The record is from RefSeq and is a predicted model, not a curated record. The coding region runs from base 201 to 524 and encodes 107 amino acids. The transcript has a single exon. Gene Ontology annotation, molecular function: NADH dehydrogenase (ubiquinone) activity. Gene Ontology annotation, cellular component: NADH dehydrogenase complex.